Uloborus diversus is the source of this 1646-nucleotide messenger RNA. RefSeq names its product RNA-splicing ligase RtcB homolog (gene RtcB). Lineage: Eukaryota; Metazoa; Arthropoda; Arachnida; Araneae; Uloboridae. Gene Ontology annotation, biological process: tRNA splicing, via endonucleolytic cleavage and ligation. Gene Ontology annotation, cellular component: tRNA-splicing ligase complex; nucleus. The record is from RefSeq and is a predicted model, not a curated record. The transcript has 11 exons. The coding region runs from base 126 to 1646 and encodes 506 amino acids. Gene Ontology annotation, molecular function: RNA ligase (ATP) activity.
CGAAACCACGGCAAAAAGAAACUGUUUGGUCUUGUGGUAAUUUAAAAAAGUUUCGUCAUUAUUUCAUAGUGCUGUUUUAAAAAGAAAUCAAAGAAAUUUGCUACCAUUUUUGCGCUUUCAACACAAUGGGAGUUCGUUCAUACAAUGAAGAGCUUCCAUACUUGGAAAAGAUCAACAAUGUUUGCUGGAGGAUUAAAAAAGGCUUUGUGUCAAAUAUGAAGGUGGAAGGAAUAUUUUAUGUGAAUAGUAAAUUAGAGAAACUGAUGUUUGAUGAACUUAGAAAUGCAUGUCGCCCUGGUAAUAUUGGAGGAUUUUUGCCAGCAAUGAAGCAAAUAGGAAACGUCGCUGCUCUCCCUGGUAUUGUGUCCAAAUCAAUUGGUCUACCUGAUGUUCAUUCAGGAUAUGGCUUUGCUAUUGGUAAUACCGCUGCAUUUGAUAUGGAUGAUCCAAAAGCUAUUGUGUCACCAGGUGGUGUAGGUUUUGAUAUUAACUGUGGUGUUCGUCUGUUAAGGACAAACCUGAUGGAAAAAGAUGUUCAGCCUAUCAAGGAACAACUUGCACAAAGUAUGUUUGAUCACAUUCCUGUUGGAGUUGGUUCAAAAGGCAUCAUCCCAAUGAAUGCCAGAGAUCUUGAAGAAGCUUUAGAAAUGGGAAUGGAUUGGUCCUUAAGAGAGGGUUAUGCAUGGGCUGAAGAUAAAGAACAUUGUGAAGAAUAUGGUAGAAUGUUAAAUGCUGAUCCAGCUAAAGUUUCCAUGAAAGCUAAAAAAAGAGGUUUGCCUCAGCUGGGUACACUUGGAGCAGGAAAUCACUAUGCAGAAAUUCAAGUUGUUGAUGAAAUUUAUGACAAAAAUAGUGCUAGUAAGAUGGGUAUUGAUUCAAAAGGUCAAGUUUGUGUCAUGAUUCAUAGUGGAAGUCGUGGUUUUGGGCAUCAAGUAGCAACAGAUGCUUUGGUUGCAAUGGAAAAGGCUAUGAAGCGUGACCAAAUUGAAGUCAAUGAUAGACAGUUAGCUUGUGCUCACAUAAAAUCUCAAGAAGGUCAAGACUACUUGAAAUCAAUGGCUGCUGCUGCAAAUUUUGCUUGGGUGAACAGAUCUAGCAUGACUUUUCUCAGUCGACAGGCUUUUGCUAAAGCAUACAACACAACACCAGAUGAUUUAGAUAUGCAUGUAAUCUAUGAUGUGUCCCAUAAUAUUGCUAAAGUGGAAAAGCAUUACCUCGAUGGCAAAGAAAAAACGUUACUAGUGCACCGUAAAGGGUCAACCAGAGCGUUUCCACCCCAUCAUCCUCUUAUCCCAGUUGAUUAUCAGUUAACUGGCCAGCCUGUUCUUAUUGGAGGUACUAUGGGAACUUGUAGCUAUGUGUUAACUGGUACAGAAGAAGGCAUGCGAGGAACAUUUGGUACUACUUGUCAUGGUGCAGGUCGUGCUUUAUCUAGAGCGAAAUCUCGCCGAAAUUUAGAUUACAUGGAUGUCCUAAAUAAUCUUGCAGAAAUGGGAAUUUCAAUCAGAGUGGCUUCACCCAAAUUAGUCAUGGAAGAAGCUCCUGACUCUUAUAAAGAUGUUACAGAUGUUGUCAAUACAUGUCAUGAUGCUGGCAUCAGCAAAAAAUGUAUUAAAUUACGACCUAUUGCAGUCAUUAAAGGAUAA